AUGUCUCUUCUCGGCAACCACCAGAACGAUGUUCUCAAUCGCAUCUUUGCUGGACUCAAGAGCAGAGAUGAACCUACACGACAGGCAGCCGGCGAAGAGCUAAAAUCUCACGUGGCCUUCAUCGUCUCGGAGCUCAAGGGCGACAGCCUCUCUUCCUUCAACAACGAUCUCCACCGCAGAAUCUUCGAGCUCGCACACAGUCAACAUGUUCACGAAAAGCUCGGCGGCAUCAUCGCCAUCGAGGAGCUUAUCGAGCAGGAGAGCGAGGACAACAGCGCGCGUCUAUACCGAUUCUACCAGUACCUCAAACCCAACUUGCCGUGCAACGAUGCUUCCGUCAUGAUCGCAGCUUCCCGCGCUCUCGGCAGAGUCGCCUAUCACGGCGGUCAGUCACUAGGAGAGCAGUUCAUCGAAUACGAAGUUCUGCGUGUUCUCGACUUCCUCCAAGCCGGCGAUCGAAACGAGUCGGGUCGAUAUGCCGCAGUUCUCAUCAUUCGCGAGAUGGCCAAAAGGGUGCCUCAACAGUUUCACCCUUACGUCCCUCGUGUCCUAGACCGUAUCUGGGUGGCUCUUCGUGAUGUUCGCGUCAUCGUCAGGGAAGGUGCAGCAGAAGCCAUGGGCGCCUGCCUCGGCAUCAUCGCUGCGAGGGAAAAGCAGAUGGGCAGCCACUUCUUCGAGUCCAUCUACGAGGAGGCCGAAAAGGGCCUCAAGAUGAGCGCCGCCGAGGCCAUCCAUGGAAGUCUGCUCGCUGUACAACAGCUUCUCCAGCACUCCAAGACCUUCAUGCGCAAUCGCUUCCAACGCGCCUGCGAGCUCGUCUUUCGCCUCCACAAGCAUCGCGAUCCGCUCAUUCGUCGUACCAUCACCAAUCUCGUACCCGUCUUGGCGCGUUAUGACCCACAGUACUUUGCCGAGGAGCAUCUCGGCGCUGUGAUGGGCAUCCUCACCGAGCAGUUGCGCAAAGAAAAAGAUCGCUCACCCAAGGAGUCAGCGCAGACGUUCGAAACCAUCGGCUUCGUUGCUGCUGCCAUGGGCCCCAGGAUGAAGCCUUUCAUCGAGCCUGUCCUGGCUUGCGUCAAGGAAGGCUUGCAGAUGCGUGGAAAGAAGAACGCUACACCAGAAGGCCCCAUCUUCCUCUGCGUCGGCAACCUCGCCACGGCGGUGGGUCCGCACCUCACAAGAUACAUGCAUGACCUGCUCGACCUCAUGUUCUCCUGUGGCCUCAGCAUCCCGCUCGUCACGGCGCUCGAUGGCAUCGUCAAAGCCAUCCCUCCGCUCAUGAAGGUGGUUCAGGAUCGUCUGUUAGACAUGCUGUCCAUGACUCUGAUCGGCCAGCCCUACCGCCCGCUUGGAGCGCCUGCUAGUCUCCGUCCCUCUGCCAAUGCCAGCCGCGAUGUCGUGGCAGCACAGACGGUCGAGUCCAAGGGUGUCGAAACCAUCACAGUCGCGCUUCAGACGCUAGGUCGUUUCGACUUCCAGGGUCACAUCCUCAACGAGUUCGUCCGCAACUGCACGCUCCCCUAUCUCGAGGAUGACCACGCGGCGGUGCGACAGGCUGCGGCCGAGACGUGCGCAGAUUUGUUCGUCAACGAUCCCAUCUGCCGUCAGACCAGCAUGCACGCCAUCGAAGUCGUCAACGAUGUUCUCGACAAGCUUAUGACCGUCGGUAUCGCUGAUCCGGACCCGGAACUAAGAUGGACGGUACUCAGUAAGUUUGGUGCGCAAGAGCAGUUCGACCGUCAUCUCGCCCAGUCCGAGUACGUGCGAUCCCUCUUCAUCGCGCUCAACGACGAAAAAUUCAAAGUGCGCGAGGUGGCCAUCGUCAUCAUCGGCCGACUUGCCAAGCACAAUCCUGCCUACGUGAUGCCUUCACUCCGAAAGGCGCUCAUUCAGCUGCUUACCGAGCUCGAGUACUCGACCGUAAGCAGGCACAAGGAGGAAGCUGCCAAAUUGCUCACCGAGGUGGUGCGAGCUUCGCAACGCCUCGUCAAGUCGUACGCGCUGCCGAUGCUGGAGGUGCUGCUGCCCAAGGCGAACGAUCCCAGCGUCGGUGUUGCAGCGAGAGUCAUGGAGUGUCUUGGUGAGCUCGCCAAAGUGGGAGGAGAGGAUCUCGCACCAAACGUCGACCAGCUCAUGCGCCUUGCCAUUGACCAGCUCUCGAGCACGACACCUGGAUCGUCCACGGCAAAACGGGAUGCAGCGCUCAAAACGCUCGGUCUCGUCGCCUCCAAUACUGGCCAUGUCGUCAAUCCGUACCUCACGUACAGGAAUCUGCUCGGGACGGUCGUUAAGAUCCUCAAGAGCGAGCAGUCCAAGCCCGUUCGUCGCGAAACGAUCCGUGUCAUGGGUAUUCUUGGAGCCUUAGAUCCGUACCGGUACAAGCUGCUCGAAAAAAACGGAGACGAAGGGCAGGACGAGACGUCCAAGGGCAGCGGCACGGAUUUGUUCGAGCUCGCCUUGGCAAUCGGCACUUCGACGGACGACUACUACCAAAACAUUGCCAUCGACGCACUCAUCACCAUCCUCAAGGACCCUUCGCUCUCGACGCAUCAUCACGCCGUCAUCGAAGCGAUCAUGUACAUGUUCAAGACGCAGGGUCUCAAGUGUGUCACCUUCUUGCCGCAGAUCAUUCCGGCUUUCCUCAACGUCAUCCGCACCUGCGGCACGGGUCUCUCCGAGUUCUACUUUCAACAGCUCGCUAUUCUCAUCUCGAUCAUCAAGCAGCAUGUUCGCAGCUACCUCGAGCCCAUCUUUGAGCUGGUGCAGGAGAACUGGAAUCCAAACUCGAGCAUCCAGCUCACCAUUGUCUCGCUCGUCGAAGCUGUGGCAAAGGCGCUCGAGGGCGAGUUCAAGUCGUACUUGCCGAUCUUGCUGCCCAACAUGCUCCAGACGCUCGAUGGAGAGAUCACGAGCAAGCGACAGCCUACGUUGCUCCGCAUCCUGCAAGCGUUCUAUGUGUUUGGCUCCAACAUCGAGGAGUAUCUGCAUCUGGUGCUGCCCGUCGUCGUCAAGAUGUUCGAGCGUCCUGAUGCGUCCCAGACGCUCCGACGUGCAGCGAUCUUGACCGUGGGUAAUCUGUCGCGCAAAGUCAGCUUCUGCGACCACGCGUCUCGCGUCAUCCACCCGCUCGUGCGUGUGCUGCCAACGGGGUCACCCGACAUUCGCAACGCGGUCAUGGAGACCUUGUCUGCGCUGGUUGUGCAGCUCGGCGCAUCGUACGCCAUCUUCAUCCCCGUAGUCAACAAGGUGCUCGUGCAGAAUCGCAUCCAACAUACCACGUACGAUCAGCUGGUCACCAAGCUGCUCAACGGCGAGCGCUUGCCGCAAGAUCUAUCUGCGGCCGACAGCGCCUUGGGCAGCAAGAUCGACGAGUCGCCGCAAGCCGAGGCCAACAAGAUGACUGUCAACCAGCAGCAUCUUAAGCAGGCCUGGGAUACGUCGAAAGUGUCGACCAGCGAGGACUGGCAGGAGUGGCUCAGGAGGAUGGCGGUCGAGUUCAUGCGCGAAUCCCCAAGUCAUGCUCUGAGAGCCUGCAGGAGUCUUGCGGAUGUCUACCCAGCCCUGGCGUAUGGUCUCUUCAAUGUCGCUUUCGUGUCUUGCUGGACCGAGUUGUACGAGCAGUACCAGAGCGACCUAGUCAAGGCGCUCGAGACGGCGUUCGAUGCGCCCGAGGUGCCUGGCGAUGUGGUGCACAUGCUGCUCAAUUUGGCCGAGUUCAUGGAGCACGACGACAAGGCGCUGCCCAUCAACAUCCGUGUGCUCGGAGAUCGAGCGUACAAGUUCCACAGCUACGCAAAGGCGCUCCACUACAAGGAGGCCGAGUUCCUGACGGAUCCCUCGCCGCAGGUGGUGGAGAGCCUCAUCGACAUCAACACCAAGCUGCAGCAGUCGGAUGCUGCGUUCGGUGCCCUCACGUACGCACGCGAACAUCUGGAUAUCACCCACCAUGAGGAGUGGUACGAGAAGCUGCAUCGAUGGGAGGAAGCGUUGGCGGCGUACGACCGCAAAGCGAUGCUCGACCCGGACGACUAUGGCGUGGCGUUUGGAAAGAUGCGCUGUCUACACGCUUUGGGAGAGUGGGAGCAUCUCUCGGAUCUCGUGCAGCAGAAAUGGGGCAGGGCGGAUAUGGAGGAUCGUCGACACAUGGCGCCGCUUGCGGCUGCUGCUGCGUGGUCGCUCGGUCAGUGGGAUACCAUGGACGACUACAUUUCGGCCAUGCGGUCCGACUCGUCGGAGCGCUCCUUCUACCGUGCCAUCCUGCACACGCAUCGCUCGCAACGAGGUGCGGCCAACAAGCAGAUCGCCAAGGCGCGAGAGUCUCUCGACUCGGAGCUCACUGCUCUGAUUAGCGAAAGCUACGGCCGAGCGUACGAUCUGAUGGUGCGUACGCAGAUGCUUUCCGAGCUGGAAGAGGCGCUUGCGUACAAGCUCGAUUACAAGGAGCAGCCGGAUCGCCAGGCCACGAUUCGAUCGACCUGGAUGAAGCGCCUCAAGGGAUGCCAGCCCGAGGUGGAGGUGUGGCAGCGCAUUCUUUCCGUGCGUUCAAUCGUGCUCACUCCCGCGGACGAUACCGAGACGUGGAUCAAGUUUGCGAACCUGUGCCGCAAGAGUGGACGCAUGGUGCUGGCUGAAAAGACGCUCAACUCGCUGCUGGGUCCGGAGCGCACGAAUGCCGAUCCGCGCUCGCCGAUCGGGCCGAGAGCGCCGCCGCCGGUCAUCUACGCGCACCUCAAGUUCAUGUGGGCCUCCGGUGCCCGGAUCGAGUCGCUGAGCUACUUGCAGGAAUUCACGCUCAACCUCGCCGAGGAUCUCGGCGUGCACACCGUCGACGAGCACGGCAAUCUGGUCACUCAGGACUGGCAGUCGUCGCCGCGUCUCGGCGAGUUUGCGAGGUUGCUGGCGCGCUGCUUCUUCAAGCAGGGUGAGUGGCAGAUGUCGCUGCGCGAGAACUGGGUGACGGACGACAACAGCAACGUGAUCGAAAGCUAUCGCAGGGCGACGGAGCUGGACCGAAACUGGUACAAGGCGUGGCACGCGUGGGCGCUGGCCAAUUUCGAGAUCAUCUCGCACCACGAGGAGAGGAACGAGCAGAUCACGCCGCAGAUGAUCGCGGCGAGCAUCGUGCCUUCUGUGCAAGGCUUCUUCCGGUCGAUCGCGCUGGCGAGCGGCAACUCGUUGCAGGAUACGCUGCGGUUGCUGACGCUGUGGUUCAAGUAUGGCCAUCAGGAGGAUGUGUCGCAGGCGGUGAGCGAGGGUUUUGCGAGCGUGAUUGUGGAUACCUGGUUGGAGGUGAUUCCGCAGAUCAUUGCGAGGAUCACGGCGCCGUCGCCGAGGGUGCGACGGCUUAUUCACAACUUGUUGUCGGACGUUGGGUUGGCGCAUCCGCAGGCGCUGGUGUAUCCUCUUACGGUGGCUGCGAAGAGUCCGAGCCACAUGCGUAUCCAGGCGGCGAUGGGGAUCAUGGACAAUGUGCGCGAGCACUCGCCGGUUCUUGUCGAGCAGGCGUUGCUGGUGUCGAACGAGCUGAUCCGUGUCGCUAUCCUGUGGCACGAGAUGUGGCACGAGGGACUGGAGGAGGCGUCGAGGCUGUACUUUACAGAGCACAACAUCGACGCCAUGUUUGCCACGCUCGAACCUCUGCACGAUGCACUCGAAAAGGGUCCCGAGACGCUGCGCGAGACGUCGUUCGCUCAGACGCACGGCCGCGACCUGGCAGAGGCGCGCGAGUGCGGUCGACGCUUCCGACAGUACGGCGACAUUUCGGACCUCAAUCAGGCGUGGGAUCUGUACUACCACGUGUUCAAAAAGAUCACCAAGCAGCUGCCGGCGGGCAACUCGGUGCAGCUCGAUCUGCAGUACGUCUCGCCGAAGCUGUUGGCGAUGCGCGACUUGGAGCUGGCGGUGCCGGGAACGUACCAGUCGGGCAAGCCGAUCGUGUGCAUCACUCGGUUCGAGCAGAUCGUCCUGGUCAUUGCGUCGAAGCAGCAUCCGCGACGUCUCAAGAUGAAGGGGUCGGACGGCAAGACGUACCAGUACCUGCUCAAGGGUCACGAGGAUCUGCGUCAGGACGAACGUGUGAUGCAGCUCUUCGGUCUGGUCAACACGCUUCUAUCGAUCGAUUCGGAGAGUUACAAGCGGAGGUUGGAGAUCCGACGGUUCCCAGUGAUCCCGUUGUCGCCGAACACGGGUAUGCUUGGGUGGGUGGAGAACACCGAUACGCUGCACGUGCUCAUCAAGGAAUACCGAGAGCAGCAUAAGAUCCUGCUCAACAUCGAGCAUCGACUGAUGCUCCAAAUGGCGCCGGACUACGACCAUCUGACGCUGAUGCAGAAGGUGGAGGUGUUCGAGUAUGCGUUGGACAACACACCGGGGCAGGAUCUGUAUCGGGUGUUGUGGUUGAAGUCGCGCAACUCGGAGUCGUGGUUGGAGCGUAGGUUGGCGUAUACGCGGUCGCUGGCGGUGUCUUCGGUGGCAGGCUACAUUCUGGGGUUGGGUGAUCGACAUCCGUCCAACUUGCUGUUGGAUCGUUUGACGGGGCAGAUCGUCCAUAUCGACUUUGGCGAUUGCUUCGAGAUCGCUUGUCACAGGCCCAAGUUCCCGGAGAAGGUUCCGUUCAGGUUGACGAGGAUGUUGGUGAACGCGAUGGAGGUUGGGGGCAUCAAGGGGACGUUCAAGGUGACGGCGGAAAAUACGAUGAGGGUGUUGAGGGAUAAUAAGGAAUCGGUGUUGGCGUUGUUGGAGGCGUUUGUGCAUGAUCCGUUGAUCUCGUGGAGGUUGGUGGCGGAUGAUGCGGAGAGGGCGCCGGAUGCGCAGGAGAACGAGGCUAUUGGGGCGGGAGAUGGUGGAGGUGCGGGAGAGGGGGCUGUCACGGGUGCGGCGAACGUGGGGGCUGGAGGGACGGUUGCUCCAAACCAACGCGAGUCUGGCGCUGGAAGUGCGGCGGCAGGCGGCAGUGGUGGUGGUGGCGCGAUCGCCGCUCCUCCCACGGCUGCAGGCCCGCAGGCAGCGGGGGGUGCAGCACCAGCACCAGGCGGCGCAGCAGGCGCAGGUCAGGAUGUUAGGAACAAGAAGGCACUCGAAGUCGUCCGUCGCAUCCAGAACAAGUUGGGCGGUCGAGACUUUAAUCCAGCGGAAAGCCUCAGUGUGGCAGCACAGAUCGAGAGGCUCGUUCAGGAUGCCACGAGCAAGGAGAAUCUUUGCGUGGCGUUUGUAGGGUGGUGCUCGUUUUGGUAA
Molecule: messenger RNA, 7233 nt
Organism: Pseudozyma hubeiensis SY62
Lineage: Eukaryota; Fungi; Basidiomycota; Ustilaginomycetes; Ustilaginales; Ustilaginaceae
Exons: 1
Coding region: 1-7233 (2410 amino acids)
Biological process (GO): protein phosphorylation; TOR signaling; negative regulation of macroautophagy
Cellular component (GO): TORC2 complex; TORC1 complex; nucleus
Molecular function (GO): protein binding; protein-containing complex binding; protein serine/threonine kinase activity
Source: RefSeq, a predicted model, not a curated record